AUGAUUGAGAAAGAAAUAAUAACAGAUAGUGGUAGAAUACCAUUGAAUCCUUUUGCGUACGGAGAUAAAAAAGAAAAGGAUUUGGUUAUAUUACUACUUUCUGAUAUUCAUUUGGAUCACAAAAAAAUUGAAAAACUUAAAGGAUGGCAUAAAGAUUACAAUAACGACAUAAUAGAUUAUGCAUUUAUUUUAGGUGAUUUCGAUAAUCUUUUCUAAGAUAAAAACAAUAUAGAUCUUAAUGAAUGCUGCUAAUCAGAAGCUCGUAUCACAAAUUUAUUAAAUUUUUUAGAGUUUCUAUCAUGCCCUCUUUUACUUAUACCUGGAAAUCAUGAUCCUUAAACGAUGUUUGAUGCACAUAAAAAAUCUUCAGAAUUACCUAGAAUGACACAGCAUUCAUUCAAUAUACAUAAAUAGGCUUUCUAAUUAAAUCAAACUUUAUCAGUAGUUGGUUUUGGAGGAAGCAUCCCAGGCUACUAAUUUCCUAAUGGAGUAAAAACUAAAUUGUGGGAUGGUUAUCCCUACGAUUCAGAAAAGGAAUUAGAAGAUGAUGCAAAUGAAUUCUUCAAAAAAUAAUUUGAAAAUGAACCAUAAAAGCAAUUUAUUCUUAUGACACACGUAGGUCCAUACAACUCUUCAACUACUAUUGUGAAAACAGAAUCUGUUAGUGAUUAACAUGUUUAUAGUGGCUCUGAAUAUUUGGAUAAAUUAUUGUAAAGCUACUCUUAACAAGUUAUAGUCAAUGUUCAUGGUCAUACUCAUGAUUCUCAUGGAAGAAAUAAUAUUUACAAAGUUCCUGUUGUUAACCCUGGUUCAUUAUUAGAUGGAAAUUUCUGUAAAAUAAAUUUACACAAAGACUCUGCUUCUCAAAAAUGGGUUUUGAGAUCUUCUCAUUUUAUAAACUUAAAUUCUUUCUGA
Messenger RNA from Tetrahymena thermophila SB210, 915 nucleotides. RefSeq names its product ser/thr phosphatase family protein. NCBI's taxonomy places the organism in Eukaryota, Ciliophora, Oligohymenophorea, Hymenostomatida, Tetrahymenidae. Gene Ontology annotation, molecular function: hydrolase activity. The record is from RefSeq and is a predicted model, not a curated record. The transcript is spliced from 2 exons.